AGGACGAGUCUGCCGUUGUUCGUCCAACAGAUGAAAACCAAGGAAUGCAGCAAUCAUCAUCCACAGAGGGGACAUGGGCAUCUAAGGACGGUAAUAUAAAAUGGUCAACAUCACCACACCCAAGCCGAGGCAGACUGUCAUCUUCCAAUGUGAUCAAAAUGACUCCCGGUCCUACAAGAUUUGCUGUCACACGAGUUGAUGAGAUUCAAUCAGCAUUUCAGCUCUUCAUAUCCUCACCAAUAGAGAGGAUUAUACUGGAAAUGACCAACUUGGAGGGGAGACGUGUGUUUCAAGAGAAAUGGAAGCCACUGGAUCAGACUGACUUGAAUGCUUACAUUGGAGUUCUGUUAUUAGCUGGAGUGUACAGGUCAAAGGUAGAAGCAACUGCAAGUCUAUGGAAUGAAGAGAAUGGAAGGCCAAUCUUUCGUGCAACAAUGUCUCUGGAGACAUUCCACAUGAUAUCUCGUGUGAUCCGCUUUGACAACCGCGACACCAGAGCUGGUCGACGUGAAAGAGACAAACUAGCUGCGAUCAGAGAUGUGUGGGAUAAAUGGGUUGAAAUGUUACCUUUGUUGUACAAUCCUGGUCCCCAUGUUACUGUAGAUGAGCGCCUUGUUCCAUUCAGGGGGCGCUGUCCUUUCCGACAGUACAUGCCCAACAAGCCCGCCAAGUAUGGCAUCAAAAUAUGGGCAGCCUGUGAUGCAAAAUCCAGCUAUGCAUGGAAUAUGCAAGUAUACACUGGAAAGCUACCUGGAGGAACAUCUGAGAAGAAUCAGGGGAUGCGUGUGGUGCUGGAAAUGAGUGAAGGGCUGCAAGGUCAUAACAUCACAUGUGACAACUUCUUCACAUCCUACCGCCUUGGAGAUGAACUUCAGAAGAGAAAGCUGACCAUGUUGGGAACAGUCAGAAGAAAUAAGCCAGAACUUUCCACUGAAAUUCUGAAGAUGCAGGGCAGACCUCUGCAUUCCUCAAUAUUUGCUUUCACUGAGAAAGCAACAGUUGUUUCAUACUGCCCAAAGAGAAACAAGAAUGUUCUUGCAAUGAGUACAAUGCACACAGAUGCAUCUCUGAGCACAAGAGAAGACAUGAAGCCACAAAUGAUCCUGGAUUAUAACUCCACCAAAGGAGGAGUUGACAAUCUGGACAAAGUCACAGCAACAUACAGCUGCCAGCGCAAGAGGAUUAGACUAAAUAGUUCUUAAAUAUAGUAUUGGAAUUAAAAAUGUAUUGUAUGUCACUUUUCUAAAUGUUUAUGUAAUCUAAAAUAAAGUUGUUAUUGGUUUAACCUGUUUUCUUGACUGUUUUGAGUGCAUUUACACAGUAUGGGUCAAAAUGACCCGCAACAUAAUCAAUGUAAUUUUUUUUCAACAUAAUA
Messenger RNA from Eleginops maclovinus (Patagonian blennie), 1375 nucleotides. RefSeq names its product piggyBac transposable element-derived protein 4-like. The record is from RefSeq and is a predicted model, not a curated record. Lineage: Eukaryota; Metazoa; Chordata; Actinopteri; Perciformes; Eleginopidae. The transcript has a single exon. The coding region runs from base 45 to 1202 and encodes 385 amino acids.